UUCAAAGGUUGAUGUGGUGUCUCGGUGCUCUGCAGGACACUGACCUGAAUUCAGCUUAAACGGCACACAUCUGCCCGUCUGAACACUCACUGAUCUACUGGCUCAGGAUGAGGUCUGCUCAGUCGCUGUUGUUUCUGGCGUUCCUGCCUUUGCUCUCUCUCGCUGAGCUUCCCGACAUCUGCAGCGCCAAACCAAAAGACCUCCCCCUAGAGCCGCGCUGCAUCUACCGUAGCCCUGAUCCAGAAACGCCCGAGGACCCGACCCUGGAACCUGAGGCGGUCCCGGAGUCCACUAACCCCCGAGUAUGGGAGUUGUCAAGGGCCAACAGCCGCUUCGCCUUGUCGCUAUACAAACAGCUGACCCUCAGCAAGACUGCGGGGAACAACAUCUUCAUGUCCCCCAUCAGCGUCUCCACUGCUUUCGCCAUGACCAAACUGGGAGCCUGCAAACAGACACUGGAGCAGAUUAUGAAGGUGUUCGAGUUUGAUACGAUCAAGGAGAAGACGUCUGAUCAGGUCCACUUCUUCUUCGCCAAACUGAACUGCCGUCUGUACCGGAAGAAGGACAAAACCACGGAGCUGAUCUCAGCCAACCGACUGUUCGGAGACAAGUCGCUAGCCUUUAACAAAACGUACCAGAACAUCAGCGAAACAGUGUACGGAGCCAAGCUGAUGCCUCUUAACUUCAAGGAUAAUCCAGACAAAGCCCGGGUCACUAUCAACGACUGGAUCUCCAACAAGACAGAGAACAGGAUCCGGGACACGCUGCCAGAAGGGGCGCUGGAUGCGACCACAGUCCUGGUCCUCGUCAACACCAUCUACUUCAAGGGUCAGUGGAAGAACAAGUUUGACCAAGAAAACGUUUUCACCCACGAUUUCUACAUCAGUGAGGAUGAAAAAUGUGAGGUCAACAUGAUGUACCAGGAGACCAAGUUCAAGUACAUGCAUUUCCCCGACGACAACGUGCAGGUGCUGGAGAUGCCGUACCGAGGAGAGGACAUCACCAUGGUGAUCAUCCUGCCCCAGAGAGGCGUCCAGCUCAGUCAGGUGGAGGAGGUCCUGGACCUGCAAAAACUGAACAGCUGGUUGCAACAGAUGAAGGAAACCACCGUCGCCAUGUCCGUCCCUCGCUUCCGGGUGGAGGACAGCUUCAGUCUGAAGGACAUGCUGCAGAAGAUGGGUCUGAAUGACCUGUUCAGCGCUGAAAAAGCCAGCUUGCCAGGGUUGUUGGAGGACGGCAGUGACAGUCUCUACAUAUCCGACGCCUACCACAAAGCCUUUCUGGAGGUGAACGAGGAGGGCAGUGAGGCGGCAGCAGUCACUGCUGUGGUGGCCGUCGGGCGUUCCAUUAACCUGAACCGCGAGGUUUUCCAGGCCGAUCGGCCGUUCCUCGUGCUCAUCAGAGAAUCCACUAUUAACACGCUGCUGUUUGUUGGCCGGAUUGCAAACCCCUGCAACCAAUAAAACUCUCCGUCUGGUGCUGCUGUCAGCAUUACUGCUGCUUCAUUACUUAAAAUCAUCUAAUUAUGCAAAACUGUAUCAGCAAACAUUAAGACCUGCAGCUCAGAAAGGCUUUAAUAAAUAUUUUUAUAAUU
Melanotaenia boesemani (Boeseman's rainbowfish) is the source of this 1594-nucleotide messenger RNA. RefSeq names its product serpin peptidase inhibitor, clade C (antithrombin), member 1 (gene serpinc1). The transcript has 8 exons. Gene Ontology annotation, molecular function: serine-type endopeptidase inhibitor activity. The record is from RefSeq and is a predicted model, not a curated record. The coding region runs from base 108 to 1463 and encodes 451 amino acids. NCBI's taxonomy places the organism in Eukaryota, Metazoa, Chordata, Actinopteri, Atheriniformes, Melanotaeniidae.